AUGUCUUUCUCUUUCUUUCUAUAUUUGUUAGUCGUACACUACUUUUUGUUUUCUUUCUUUUUUCGCUAUUCACAUCUUUUUGUUUUCUUUCUUUUCAUCGCUAUACACAUCUUUUUGUUUUCCUUCAUUUUUCGCUAUAAGCAUCUUCUUGUUUUCUUUCUUUUUUUCGCUAUACACAUAUUUUGUUUGCUUUCUUUUUCCGCUAUACACAUCUUUUUGUUUUCUUUCUUUUUUGCAAUACAUAUCUAUUUGUUUGCUUUCUUUUUUCGCUAUACACAUCUUUUUGUUUUCUUUCUUUUUUCGCUAUACACAUCUUUUUUUGUUCUAUUUUCGAUAUACACAUCUUUUUGUUUUCUUUCAUUUUUCGCUAUUCACAUUUUUUUGUUUGCUUUAUUUUUUCCCUAUACACAUCUUUUUGUGUUUUUUCUUUUUUCGCUAUACACAUCUUUUUGUGUUUUUUCUUUUUUCGCUAUACACAUCUUUUGUCUUCUUUCUUUUUUCGCUAUACACAUUUAUUCUUUUCUUUCUUUUUUGGCUAUUCACAUCUUUUGUUUUAUUUCUUUUAUGGUUUUCACAUAUUUUUGUUUUCUUUCUUUUAGCUAUACACAUAUUUUUGUUUUCAUUCUUUUUUGCUAUACACAUCUUUUUGUUUUCUUUCUUUUUUCGCUAUUCACAUCUUUUUGUGUUUUUCUUUUUUUUUUCGCUAUACAUAUCUUUUUUCUUUCUUUUUUCGCUCUUCGCGUCUUAUAUUUCGUUCUUUUUUCGCUAUACACAUCUUUUUAUUCUUUCUUUUUUUCACUAUUCACAUCUUUUUGUUUUCUUUCUUUUUUCGAUAUACACAUCUUUUUGCUUUCUUUGUUUAUCGCUAUGCACAUCUUUUUGUUUUCUUUCUUUUUUCGCUAUUCGCAUCUUUUUUCGUUCUUUUUUCGCUAUCCACAACUUCUUGUUUUCUUUCUUUUUCGCUAUACACAUCUUUUUGAUUUCUUUCUUUUUUCGCUAUACACAUCUUUUUUUUCGUUCUUUUUUCGCUAUUCACAACUUUUUUCUCGAUCUUUUUUCGCUAUUCACAUGUUUUUGUUUUCUGACUUUUUUCGCUAUACACGUCUUUUUGUUUUCUUUCUUUUUUCGCUAUAUACAUCUUUUUGUUUUCUCCUUUUUUCCCUAUUCAUAUCUUUUUUCGUUCAUUUUUCAUUAUUCAUAUCUUUUUGUUUUCUUUCUUUUUUCGCUAUACACAUUUUUUAUUUUCUUUCUUUUUUGGCUAUUCACAUCUUUUGUUUUAUAUCUUUUAUGGUUUUCUUUCUUUUUUCGCUAUUCACAUCUUUUUGUUUGAUUUCUUUUUUCGCUGUACACAUCUUUACUUUUUUUCUUUUUUGCUAUACACACCUUUUUGUUUUCUUUCUCUUUUCGUUAUACACAUCCUUCUGUUUUCUUUCUUUUUUUGCUAUACACAUCUUUUUGUUUUCUUUCUUUUUUCGCUAUACUCAUCUUUUUUCCAUGUUUUUUUCGCUAUUCACAUCUUUUUCCGUUCAUUUUUCGCUAUACACAUUUUUUUUGUUUGCUUUCUUUUGUCGCUAUUCACAUCUUUUUGUUUUCUUUCUAUUUUUGCAAUACACAUCUAUUUGUUUUCUUUCUUUUUUCGCCUUUCACAUCUUUUGGUUUUCUUUCUUUUUUCGCUAUACACAUCUUUUUGUUUUCUUUCUUUUCUCGCUAUACACAUCUUUUUGGUUUCUUUCUUUUCUCGCUAUACACAUCUUUUUGUUUUCUUUCUUUUUUCGCUAUACACAUCUUUUUUUUCCUAUUUUUUUCUCUAUUCACAUCUUUUUUUCUUUCUUUUUUCGCUAUACACAUAUUUUUGUUUUUUUAAUUCUUUUUUCGCUAUACACAUCUAUGAAUUUUCUGUCUUUCUUUCUUUCCCGUGCAGAUCAUUUUCUUUUAUUUUCUUUCUGUAUUUAUUUAUGUAAACAUCUUUAUGUUUUCUUUCUUUCAUUCGUUCCUUUCAUGAAUAUUUCAUUUUGUUUUCUUUCUUUUUGCCUUCAUUUGUUCUCUACUUCUUUUUGUUUUUCUUUCUUUCUUUCUUUAUUUGCUGUGCAGUUCUUUUCUAAUUCAUUCAUUCAUUCCCCUUCCUUCAACCUUCCUUCCUCUUCCUUCCACCUUCCUUCCUUCUUUCUUUCCUUCCUUCUUUCUUUCCUCCUCCUUCCUUCCUUCCUCCUCCUUCCUUCCUUCCUUCCUUCCUUUCUUUCUUCCUUCCUUUCUUCCUUCCUUCCACCUUCCUUCCUCUUCCUUCUACCUUCAUUACUUCCUCUUUCUUCCUUCCUUCCUUCCUUCCUUCCUCCUCCUUCCUCUUCCUUCCUUCCUUCCUUCCUCUUUCUUCUUUCCUUCCUCUUCCUUUUUUUCAGAUUCAUUCAUUCAUUCCCCUUCCUUCAACCUUCCUUUCUCUUCCUUCCACCUUCCUUCCUUCUUUCUUUCCUUCCUUCUUUCCUUCCUCCUCCUUCCUUCCUUUCUUUCUUCCUUCCUUUCUUCCUUCCUUCCACCUUCCUUUCUUCCUUCCUUCCACCUUCCUUCCUUCCUCUUCCUUCUACCUUCAUUACUUCCUCUUUCUUCCUUCCUUCCUUCCUUCCUUCCUCCUCCUUCCUCUUCCUUCCUUCCUUCCUCUUUCUUCUUUCCUUCCUCUUCCUUUUUUUCAGAUUCAUUCAUUCAUUCCCCUUCCUUCAACCUUCCUUCCUCUUCCUUCCACCUUACUUCCUUCUUUCCUUCCUCUUUCUUCCUUCCUUCCUCUUCCUUCCUCUUCCUUCCUUCUUUCCUUCCUCCUCCUUCCUUCCUUCCUCCUCCUUCCUUCCUUCUCCUUCCUUCCUUCCUUUCUUUCUUCCUUCCUUCCUUCCUUCAUUCCUUUCUUCCUCCUCCUCCUUCCUCUUCCUUUUUUCCUCUUCCUUCCUUCCUUCCUUCCUUCCUUCCUUCCUUCCUCUUUCUUCUUUCCUUCCUCUUCCUUUUUUUCAGAUUCAUUCAUUCAUUCCCUUUCCUUCCUCUUCCUUCCUUCUUUCCUUCAUUCCUUCCACCUUCCUUCCUUCCUCUUCCUUCCUUCCUUCCUCUUCCUUCCAUCCUUCCUCUUUCUUCCUUCCUCUUCCUUCUUUCCUCUUCCUUCCUUCCUUCCUCAUCCUUUGGGGAAGCCAUCGUUACUAA
Molecule: messenger RNA, 3177 nt
Organism: Acanthosepion pharaonis
Lineage: Eukaryota; Metazoa; Mollusca; Cephalopoda; Sepiida; Sepiidae
Source: the annotation of a GenBank genome assembly